AUGGAGAAACUUUUCCUUGCACUGAUCCACGCGUCAAGAAGGCUGCGCAGAUAUUUCGUUAAUCACGUCAUCCACAUGCUAACAAACUACAAUAUCGGAAAUAUCCUAGCAAGGCCAGAAAUAUCAGGAAGAUUGGCCAAAUGGGCAAUAGAGCUAGGGGGACACAAUGUGGUUUUCAGACCACGCCCAUCGAUCAAGGGCCAAGUCUUGGCAGAUUUUAUGACAGAAGUCCCAGACGACAAAGACAGAGAGUGCAAGGCGAUGGAGAAAGCUGAGAAAAAACAAACAGAAGAGCCAUGGCUACUAUACACAGAUGGUGCAUCCAACGAAGAUGGAGCAGGCGCAGGGCUAAGGCUAGUAAGCCCUGACAAACACGAGUUCACAUACGCCAUACGCCUAGACUUCAAGAGCACAAACAAUGAAGCAGAGUACGAAGCCUUUCUGGCCGGCUUGCGUUUGGCAAUCAAAAUGGGGGUCCGACACAUCGAAGCACAUGUAGACUCCAUGUUAGUAGCAGGCCAAAUCAACGGCCAGUAUGAAGCCAAGGGCGACAUAAUGGCACUCUAUCUCAACCAAGCGAAGACGUUGUUACAAACUUUUUAUUCCUACAAGGUGCAUCACAUAAACCGCAGCGAAAACAAGUCGGCAGAUGCUUUAAGCAAACUUGCGUCGACAAGUUUCCAACACCUAGCAAAGGAUGUGCGCAUAGAAGUUUUGAGCAACCCAUCUGUUCCACUCAGAGAAGUCAGCGUCAUCCAAACAGGAACCACGUCCUGGAUGACACCCAUAAUCAUGUACUUACAGUCCGGGAUACUUCCAGAGAACAAAGCUGAGGCGCGAAAAAUCCAAUACAAAUCAGAACAUUAUCAGAUGGCAGACGGGAUACUGUAUCGAAAGUCAUAUCUCGGCCCGCUGCUAAGAUGUGUUGAUGCCGACGACGCAAAUUAUCUGAUCCGGGAAGUACAUGAAGGCAUUUGUGGUAUCCAUGCCGGGCCGCGAAUGGUAGUGGCAAAAGUAAUGAAUGCCGGAUACUACUGGCCCGGGAUGCACCUCGAUGCCGUGAAAGAGUUGAGAAAAUGCAGUGGCUGCCAGAGGCACGCACCAAAAACCAUGCGCCCCAAAAACGAACUGGUACCAGUAACAACCGCAUGGCCUUUUCAGCAAUGGGGCAUAGACAUGGUGGGCCCCUUCCCAGAAGCUCUAGGGGCAGUUAAGUUCAUCAUAGUCGCGGUCGAUUACUUCACCAAGUGGGUAGAAGCAAAGGCCCUCGCAUCAACCACAUCGGCAGUCGUCAAACGAUUCAUAUGGGAGCAAAUCAUAUGCCGGUUCGGCUUACCCCUCAGAAUCAUCACCGACAACGGAACAAACUUUGCAGCAGAUGAUCUCGAACGAUGGUUCAAAGAACUGAACAUCGAACAUACCUUCUCUUCGGUUGCUCACCCGCAAGGGAACGGUCAAGUCGAAGCAGUCAACAAGAGCAUCGUCGAUGGCAUAAAGGCAAGGCUCGGUGAAAAAGACGAGGGUGGGUCGAUGAGCUACCCAGCAUAUUAUGGGCCCAUAGAACAAUGCACAAAACAAGCAACGGAGAAACACCGUUUAGCUUGGUCUAUGGGUCCGAGGCUGUGA
This is a messenger RNA of Helianthus annuus (common sunflower), 1626 nucleotides long. RefSeq lists its product as uncharacterized. Lineage: Eukaryota; Viridiplantae; Streptophyta; Magnoliopsida; Asterales; Asteraceae. The record is from RefSeq and is a predicted model, not a curated record. Gene Ontology annotation, molecular function: RNA-DNA hybrid ribonuclease activity; nucleic acid binding. The transcript has a single exon. Gene Ontology annotation, biological process: DNA integration. Bases 1 to 1626 code for a protein of 541 amino acids.